CAUUAAAAAAUUGAAAGUCUUCCAGAAGCAGCAAGCACUUGCAAGAAAAUCAAUCCCAGAAAAGCUUGAAGAUAAGGAAUAAUGAAUUUGUAAUGCUCCUGGCAUCCAAAAUCUUCAUUCUUAGAAACGAGAAACAUUUGAAGAGUUAUGAGAGUUGUUCGACAAACAAAGUUGUUCGAUCUCCUUAUAUUAUUAUCCUGCUUUUGUCUAGAGUUUGGCACUGCCAUAGACACCAUCACUACGACCAAGUUCAUCAAUGAUCCUGAAACCCUAAUCUCCAACAGUGGUGAAUUCAAAUUGGGAUUUUUUAGCCCUACAAACUCUACCUAUCGCUAUGUUGGGAUAUGGUAUGCUAAAGUUUCUGCGUGCAGCGUCAUAUGGGUUGCUAAUAGAAACAAGCCCCUCAAGAGUUUGUCGGGAACUUUGACUAUAUCUGAAGAUGGCAAUCUAGUAGUAUUAGAUGAACAAAAGAAGAUUAUUUGGUCAUCGAAUAUAACAGGUUCUGUUUUCAAUUCAAGUGCUCAACUUUUAGAUUCUGGUAACCUUGUCUUGCAGGAAAACAAAACCGAGACAAUCAUAUGGGAAAGUUUCCAACAUCCUACAGAUACACUUGUGCCAAAGAUGAAGCUUAGUACUAAUGUAAGAACAAGUAAGAAAGUGCAGGUAACCUCUUGGAACAACCAAUCUGAUCCAUCCAUAGGAACCUUCUCUGUUGGUAUUGACGUUUUUAACCUUCCUGAGUUAUCCAUUUGGAAUGGCAGUAGCCGAUAUUGGCGUAGUGGUCCAUGGAAUAGUCGGGUCUUUAUUGGAAUACCGUCCAUGAAUUCUGUAUUUCUUGAUGGAUUUAGUCUUAUAGAUGAUCAAGAAGGAACAUUCUAUUUUAGUUUUGCCUUUUCGAAUGAGUCUAUAUUAUCAAAUUUUGUCUUGAAUGCGCAAGGAAAUAUAGUGCAUAACUCUUUAAAUAACGGGGACAAUUGGGAGGUCGGGUGGUUAGCUUUGGAGACCGAGUGCGAUGUUUAUGGAAAGUGCGGGGCAUUUGGAAUCUGUAACUCAAAUAGUUUACCUAUUUGCAAUUGCUUAGUGGGGUUUGAGCCGAAGAUUAUAGAAGAAUGGAAUAGAGGAAACUGGAGUAGUGGAUGUGUGAGAAGCACACCCUUGCAGUGUGAGAGAGUGACCACUGGUGGUGAAGAAGGCAAGAAGGAUGGGUUUUUGAAAUUGAAGAUGAUGAAAGUGCCAGACUUGGCAUAUUGGUCAUCUGCUUUUGAAGAUAAAUGUCGAGACCAAUGUUUAGAGAAUUGUUCUUGUAUAGCUUAUGCGUAUGAUGCUGGCACUGGUUGUAUGUCAUGGACUAGAGACUUAAUUGACUUGCAGAAAUUCUCCAAUGGUGGAGUUGAUCUUCAUGUUCGUGUGGAGAAUUCAGAACUUGAUAGAAAAGGGGGUUCUGUGAAAGUAGUAAUAACAAUUACAACAAUCAUUGGAACAUUAUUCCUUGCCUUCUGCACUUUCUCAUUAUGGCGCUGUAUGGCUAAACGAAAAGCAAGAAAAAGGAUAGCAUUUGCAACAUUUCCUGGUGAAAGCAAGCCUGAGCAGGAUAGCAUGACGAACCAAGUUAAACUCCAAGAGCUACCUAUAUUUAGUUUUGAGGAGCUAGCAAGUGCAACAAAAAGUUUUCAUCAAUCUAACAAGCUUGGACAGGGUGGAUUUGGUCCCGUAUACAGGGGAAAAUUGUUACAUGGACAAGAAAUUGCAGUAAAAAGACUUUCAAGAGCCUCUGGACAAGGGCUAGAAGAAUUUAUGAAUGAAGUGGUGGUAAUUUCUAAACUUCAACACCGAAAUCUCGUUAGACUCCUUGGUGGGUGCGUUGAAGGGGAAGAAAAGAUGUUGAUCUAUGAAUAUAUGCCAAACAAGAGCUUGGAUAUAUUUCUUUUUGAUCCAAGCAAACAAGAACCACUAGAUUGGAGACAACGCUUCCAAAUUAUCGAAGGUAUUGGUCGAGGUCUACUCUACCUCCAUAGGGAUUCGAGAUUAAGGAUAAUUCAUAGGGAUCUAAAGGCAAGUAACAUAUUGUUGGAUGAAGAUCUAAAUCCAAAGAUAUCAGAUUUUGGUAUGGCUCGAAUAUUUGGAGGCAAUGAAGACCAAGCCAAUACUAAUAGGGUUGUCGGAACAUAUGGCUAUAUGUCUCCUGAAUAUGCAAUGGAAGGAAGAUUUUCAGAAAAAUCAGAUAUCUUCAGCUUUGGUGUGCUAUUACUGGAGAUAGUGAGCGGAAGAAGAAACACUAGUUUUUAUCAUGAUGAGCAGGCCAUGAGCCUCUUAGAAUUUGUAUGGAAAAUGUGGAACGCCAACAAAAUUGCAGCCUUGGUAGACCCCAAGAUAUCUGAGCCAUGCUUUGAAGUGGAGAUCUUGAGAUGCAUACAUGUUGGACUAUUGUGUGUUCAAGAUUUUGCUAAAGAUAGGCCAACUGUAUCUAUUGCAAUUUCCAUGCUUAAAAGUGAGAUUGUUAAUCUGCCUCGUCCAAAGCAACCUGCAUUCACUGCAACGCAGAUUGCCACAGAGACAACCACCUCUCAAUGCAACAGAAGUGGCUGCUCUAUUAACAAUGUGACUGUUACAAUGGUUCAAGGUCGGUAGGUAACAAUGUGACUGUUACAAUGGUUCGAGU
Molecule: messenger RNA, 2659 nt
Organism: Juglans microcarpa x Juglans regia
Lineage: Eukaryota; Viridiplantae; Streptophyta; Magnoliopsida; Fagales; Juglandaceae
Product: G-type lectin S-receptor-like serine/threonine-protein kinase At1g11330
Exons: 7
Coding region: 148-2628 (826 amino acids)
Biological process (GO): recognition of pollen; protein phosphorylation
Molecular function (GO): ATP binding; protein serine/threonine kinase activity
Source: RefSeq, a predicted model, not a curated record